AUGGCUUCGACUUUUGACUCCUCGCAUCCGGUCCCAAUCAUAGCGACACAGGAAGGCAUUGUACAGCAAGCAUAUGCCCAUACAUAUGAUGAAAAGCUUGAUUUGGACCUGAAGACUCCAAUUGACGAGAAGAAUCAGUCGUCUUCUGAUGUUGAGGUCGUUGUGGUAGAUGGAGAUAUCAUUCGGGAGUCUGACUACACGCCAGAGCAGUACAGAAAGCUCCUGAGGAAAAUAGAUCGAUAUCUCCUACCAUUGAUGUGGAUCUGCUACGGCAUUCAGCAAACUGAUAAGAUAUCUCUUGGGACGCAAGCGCUUUUUGGUCUUCGCGAGGAUACUCAUCUCAAGGGCCAGCAGUACCAAUGGCUUACUUCUAUCUUUUACAUCAUGUAUAUGUGUGGGGAAUUUCCAUCAAACUUCCUUCUUCAAAGAUGGGCGCUAGGGAGAACAUUGAGCAUUUAUAUGCUAUGCUGGGGAGUCUGCAUAAUAACAAUCAGCUCAGCCCAGAACUGGUCCCAUCUCAUGGCCAUCCGUGCCCUGCAAGGAUUCUUCGAAUGCACGAUCUCUCCUGGCUUCCUCCUAAUCAUCGGCAAUUGGUAUCGAACAGAGGAGCAUGCAGCUCGCGCACUGUUUUGGCAAUCUGCCAACGCUGGCUUUGGCAUAAUUGCGGAUUUGGUCAACUAUGGAAUUGGCCAGCGUGCUGAGGAACAUGGUGGUCUAGAACCAUGGAGAGGGGUGUCUCUAUUCUUGGGGUCGUUGACACUUGUUGCGGCUCUAGUUUGUUUUGCCUUGCUUGGAAGCCCGAGGGAAGUUAGGUGGCUGAGUAAGGAGGAAAAACGAAUGGCUGCUGCCCGUAUUGUAAGAAACAAAGCUGGUAGAGAUGUCACCGGAAGAAAGUGGUCGUGGCCGCAGGUUUCCGAGGCAUUUCGAGAUCCCCAAUUAUACUUCUGCAUGGUUAAUGCUUUCUUGUCAUCUGUUCCGAAUGGUAGCGGAUUGACAUCAUUCGGAUCACUCAUGUACAAGUCUUUCGGCUUCACAGAAUUGCAGGUUCUACUUAUCGGCAUCCCACGCUCAGUCGUCUCUCUCAUCAUCUUCCUGAUAGUCGGUAUCUAUACUCGUCGAGUAAAGCAGCGUCGAUUAUACGUUAUGGCUCUUGCCACCCUUCCUGCAUUUGCUGGGAUGCUGGGCAUGGCUCUUCUACCAAACACCCCUCAUUACAAGUGGUCCAAAUGGUUCCUAUACCUCAUUACCGUACCCUACGUGCUAUCGCUCUUCCUAGCUUGGACUCUCAUACCAUCCAACGUCGCCGGGCGGACUAAGAAGACUGUCAUCUCAUCCGCCACAUUUGUCGGCUACUGCGUAGGCAACAUAGCAGGAAGCCAAAUCUUCAAGACCAAAGACGCUCCCCAAUACAUCCCCGGAACUAUUGGCUGCGCCAUUUGCCUCGGUGCCGAAUUCGUUCUUAUUGCUGUAUGGCGUCUGUAUUAUAUGUGGCAGAAUAAGAGACGAGACCGCAUGGCUGCUGAGAGUGGGGUUGGCAAGGAAGAGCAGGAGCGCUUGGGGAGGGAAAUGGGCGAGAGGGAUGUUACGGAUCUGCUGAAUCCUUAUUUUCGCUAUACCAUGUAG
This is a messenger RNA of Lachnellula hyalina, 1623 nucleotides long. Its product is annotated as putative transporter. Bases 1 to 1623 code for a protein of 540 amino acids. Gene Ontology annotation, molecular function: transmembrane transporter activity. Gene Ontology annotation, biological process: transmembrane transport. The transcript has 9 exons. Gene Ontology annotation, cellular component: membrane. Lineage: Eukaryota; Fungi; Ascomycota; Leotiomycetes; Helotiales; Lachnaceae. The record is from RefSeq and is a predicted model, not a curated record.